Molecule: messenger RNA, 870 nt
Organism: Epithele typhae
Lineage: Eukaryota; Fungi; Basidiomycota; Agaricomycetes; Polyporales; Epitheliaceae
Exons: 1
Coding region: 1-870 (289 amino acids)
Source: RefSeq, a predicted model, not a curated record
AUGCGCCCGUGCGCCUCACCCCGCGCGCCCCCCGCCCAGCGCGCCAACCUGUCCACGGACAGCCGCCCCGAGAUCAACGGCUCGUACGGCGCCUUCCUCGCCGUCAUCGCCGUCCUCGCCGCCGUCUUCGUCCUCGCCACCCUCGGCAUCUUCCUCCUCCUCCGCCACCACGAGCCGACGCCGUACGAGCGCCACGCGCGCAAGGUCCGCGCCCGCGCCCGCGACGUCUUCACCGCCGAGGCCCCCGUCGGGCCCCUGGGCAUGCGCGAGCGCGUCGCCCGCCUCUUUGGCCGCCGCGGGGGCGGCGGCCCAGGCUGGAUCAAGGCCUCGGGCGACGACGGCGACGAGUGGGACCCGACGUUCCACGGCGCCCACCACUUGCGCGCGGGCUCGAACGCGACCACGGACACGCGGCUGCGCGGCGAGGGCUCCCGCUAUUCCGCGAGCGUCGUGAGCGGCGCGCCGAUGCAGCACGCCGACAGCACCGACUCGGUCGAAGUCGAGCUCCACGCGCCCGCGGACGAUCGCUCGCCCUCUGCGCCGCCGUCGUCCGUGGGGCACGAGCGUACGGGCAGCCGGCCGGUGUCGGACCGCGCGGACUCGAUGGACAGCAGGCGUAGCCAGCUCUGGGGCGAGCGCGGCGGCGGCCGGGACUCGUAUCCGUUUGGAGAGUCCCCGGCGCACUCGCGCGACCCCACGGCGGGCUCGCCGCCCGAGCUCGCGGACUCGCCCGUGGAGGGGCACCACGAGGAGGAGUUCAGGCCCCGCGACGACCGCCACUUCUCCGUGCAGUCCGCGGGCUCGGUCAGCGUUCGCUCGAUGCGCAAGUUCGACAACGGGACGAAGUUCAGGGAGGGCCUGAGUUUCUAG